Molecule: messenger RNA, 1472 nt
Organism: Ciona intestinalis (vase tunicate)
Lineage: Eukaryota; Metazoa; Chordata; Ascidiacea; Phlebobranchia; Cionidae
Source: RefSeq, a predicted model, not a curated record
GUUAUUACGAAUAAAAUGAAGCUACAAACGCUUAUACUUUACCUUGGAAACCCCGCAUUACACAAUGCAUUGGGAAGACAAAUCUCCUGCUUUCCACGCCAGUUAUUACGAUGGACGUUGUGUUUACAUUUCGCAGUGAUCGGUAUUGCAGCAGGAAUACAAUGGUUGUCAAUUGGGAAGACGGCAUCCAUAAGCGCUAACCCAUCUCUAUCAUUAUACAACGGAUGGUGUACGGGACGGGCGUAUCUAACUCCAAAGCAACGAAAGAUUUGCCGACAUCAUUAUUCAAUGAUGACGUCAGUUGCUGACGCAGCACAAAUCGCGCUGGAGGAAUGCCAGACGCAGUUCCAGUCAGAAAGAUGGAAUUGCUCAACGCCACCACAUCCAAGGCGGCAGAAACGCUCCGUUUUUGGACGAGAAUUACUAACAGGGACACGGGAGUUGUCAUUUGUGUAUGCGCUAAGCUCAGCGGCGGUUGCAUACGCUAUAACAAGGGAUUGUAGACUGGGUAAAAUAGUGGGAUGUGGGUGCGACCAGACUUGGGCUAGCAGGGCGCCAUUGAACCAUACCUUUGACUGGGGAGGCUGUUCUGAUAAUAUAAGAUGGGGAAUCGAAAUGAGCAAGCUCUUUGUGGACGCUCAGGAGUUUGAAAGAGAAAGAAGAAAUAGAGUAAAGAGGAGGAGGAGGAAAAAACGAGAAAUAAACGAGAGGACGGUGAACUUGAGCAACAAUAAAUUUGGGAGAGAGGUAAUAUUGGCAAACAUGGGGAAACGUUGCCGUUGCCAUGGGAUCUCCAAUAGCUGUGAAGCGAUGACGUGUUGGAGAACCUUACCAAGCUUUCGUAAAGUUGGGGAAAUAUUAAAACAGAGUUAUGAUAAUGCCGUUCAGGUUCAUGUUGUAAAGAAAUACGGUCGUUACAUACUAAGACCACGUAACCGUGAAAGACAUUCUGUUGGACAUCGGUUCCUUUCCUUUCUUCGAAUGUCCAGUGAUUUCUGCGCUACUACAGGCCGUACAUGUGAACCGGAUGAAACCGGUCCAAACGGGUGUGACGAAAUGUGCUGUGAGCGUGGCUACGUCAUCAAAACACGCCACGUCACAACAAAAUGUGGAUGUACCUUUACCUGGUGUUGUAAUGUCACUUGUCAUGCUUGCAACGAGACGCGUAUCGAGCAUGUGUGUUUGUGACGUCAUAAUAAUUCGAGGUCAAGAGACAAGGGUCCUCUGUGACGUCAAACUGUGACGUCGUCGAGUUUUUUAAUGAAAUGAACUUGGACUUUUGGAAAGCUUUUGAACUUCACAUUUAUUAGGUCACAGAAGACUAGUUUAUUGAAUAUUUAUACCAUUUGUAUCUUUUACCAAAGAUAUGUUGAUACACAGUGUAUUCAGAAAAUACUAAACAAGUUUCGUAUACUCUGGUAUUAUUACCGCUAAAGAAACAGAAUGAAAUAUAAAAUCAGUGAGAUCCUUCA